This is a messenger RNA of Ricinus communis (castor bean), 1205 nucleotides long. Its product is annotated as probable pyridoxal 5'-phosphate synthase subunit PDX2. Gene Ontology annotation, cellular component: cytosol; glutaminase complex. The transcript has 7 exons. Gene Ontology annotation, molecular function: glutaminase activity. NCBI's taxonomy places the organism in Eukaryota, Viridiplantae, Streptophyta, Magnoliopsida, Malpighiales, Euphorbiaceae. The record is from RefSeq and is a predicted model, not a curated record. Gene Ontology annotation, biological process: pyridoxal 5'-phosphate biosynthetic process; pyridoxine metabolic process. The coding region runs from base 99 to 860 and encodes 253 amino acids.
AAACGAAAGGUCUAAGAAUUCCAAAUAUUUCACGACUCUCAUAUUCAUUUAACGCAUUUAGCCGCCAACCCAGCAAAAGCCACUGCUGCCACAACCAGAUGGCUGUUGUCGGCGUCCUUGCUCUUCAGGGUUCUUUCAACGAACACAUUGCAGCCCUUAAAAGAUUGGGAGUGAAAGGAGUAGAGAUAAGGAAGCCAGAACAGCUUGAUAAUGUCACUUCUCUUAUAAUUCCUGGUGGUGAAAGCACCACUAUGGCUAAACUCGCCGAGUAUCAUAACUUGUUCCCUGCUUUGCGUGAGUUUGUGCAGACAGGAAAGCCUGUAUGGGGAACAUGUGCAGGUCUCAUAUUCUUGGCAGACAAGGCCGUGGGGCAAAAGACAGGAGGUCAAGAAUUAGUUGGUGGCCUAGAUUGCACAGUUCACAGGAAUUACUUUGGCAGUCAGAUUCAAAGCUUUGAGACGGAGCUAUCAGUUCCAGAACUUGUAUCUAAAGAAGGUGGUCCUGAAACAUUCCGUGGAGUUUUUAUUCGCGCUCCUGCUGUAGUUGAAGUUGGACCUGGAGUUGAAGUGCUGGCUGAGUAUCCAGUACCAUCUACCAAUGUUCUGUAUUCAAGUUCUGCUGUUCAAAUCCAAGAGGAAAAUGCUGUGCCCGAAAAGAGAGUCAUCGUAGCGGUGAAGCAGGGGAAUAUGCUCGGAACUGCUUUUCAUCCUGAACUGACAGCAGAUACUCGAUGGCACAGUUUCUUCCUGAAGAUGGGAGGUGAUGCUCGAGAAGAGGCCUCAACUAGCAUCGUCCCAGUUGGAGGAGUAGAUGAAAGUGUCGAUGAAAAACAAAGGAUUGAUCUUCCUAUCUAUCAAUAAUGGCAGUCUGAUAGUGAUCGGCAUCUUUAUCACCUUAAUUAUAUUUUUUUUGGCCCCUUUUGAAGAUUCAGAAGAAAAUGAUAUUCCUUUCCCGGACAAUUAGCUGCCACCUUGAUAUCAAAUGCUUAACGGAGGCCAGUUUAUUCUCUUAGGUUGGCAUUUUCGAUUCAUAAAUCAAAUACAUGUUCAUGUGUCUCAACUUUGUACAUAAUGCUCAAAGGAAACAAGCUUUUCAAUUUUUAGAAAUAUGUGUUCAAACACUUUGAAGUUGAAACUCAGCGUUUAUGCAUAUUGGCAACAAACACAGAUAUGCAUGUUUUCAUCUAUCAAGUUCUGUUUCUCCAA